AUGUCUGACAACGUUGGUCUGAACACUCCUCGUGGCAGUGGCACCUCUGGCUACGUCCAGCGCAACCUCGCUCACAUCAAGCCCCGUGACUAUGGCGCCCCCUAUCCCAAGGAUCUUGACAGCUUGCGACACAAGCAAAGACAACCAGACAAGGGAAUUCUGGAGCAUGACCGCAAGCGCGAGGUCGAGGUUAAGGUCUUUGAUCUCAGAGACAAGCUAGAAGAAGAAGAGGUUGAUGAAGAUGAGAUUGACAAACGAUGUGAUGAGCUUCGACAGAAAUUGCUAGCUGAGAUGAACUCGGGAAGACGGGGAGGCGGUCCCAAGAAGCCAUUCAAGCAGCACCAGGUGCAUGAGAUGGCUGAUGCCAAGAUCAAGGAGAGCGAGCGACUACGGAAAGCACUCAAGAUCAGUGCUGACUACGAAGAGGGUGGUCAUUGGAAGCGACAAGAAGAAAGGCUACGUAGCGCUUUGGAGAAGGAAGACAAGGACCAGGAGGACGAGAGGAAAAGCGAAUCUAGGGAUUAA
This is a messenger RNA of Fusarium coffeatum, 525 nucleotides long. RefSeq lists its product as uncharacterized. The transcript has 2 exons. The coding region runs from base 1 to 525 and encodes 174 amino acids. NCBI's taxonomy places the organism in Eukaryota, Fungi, Ascomycota, Sordariomycetes, Hypocreales, Nectriaceae. The record is from RefSeq and is a predicted model, not a curated record.